This is a messenger RNA of Mycotypha africana, 2006 nucleotides long. RefSeq lists its product as uncharacterized. NCBI's taxonomy places the organism in Eukaryota, Fungi, Mucoromycota, Mucoromycetes, Mucorales, Mycotyphaceae. The record is from RefSeq and is a predicted model, not a curated record. Bases 125 to 1912 code for a protein of 595 amino acids. The transcript has 9 exons.
AGCUAUUCGUCGAGGUGAUGCUUCUGUGAUACAAAAAAGGAAUAGCCAUCCAAUAAUCAACAAUACUUCCUUAGUAAUUUCACUUUAAGAGCAAGUUCCAACAUAGAGGCUUUCUAUAUCAUAAAUGACACAUUUAAGUGAUUUCUCUUAUAUACAAAGAUGUGCUUUGGAAAUAUAUUUGUGUGCAUAUCUUCUUUACAGCAUCUGGUCGAAUGAUCGAUUCAAAUGCCUACACCCGCAAAGAGUCUUUUCUGGAGAGCUGAGAAGUGUUGUUACAAUAGUGUAUCUAAUGGUGGCACUAAUGCAACUAUCUUGGGACGCAAUAUCUACGUGGAUCAAAUAUCAAGAAAAAUUCGUUGUGAUUCCCAACACAACACAUGUUGUAACCAAACCUUUUGAUUAUUGGACCAAUCAACACAAGAUGAUUGCACAGUCAAUUGAUUAUGUUGAAUGUGUCAAUUUAUCAUUACAGACAGGUGUGUUUUUCUUACUUCAAUGUUUCUGGAAUUACCUUUCGAAUUCUGUGGCCAAAAAAUCGUUUAUGAGCUCUUGGGAAUUCAAAUUUUAUAUUUUUUGGGCUUUGGGAAGUAUGGCUAUUUUCCCUGUUCUACAAUGGUACUUUAGAAAAGAUGUACAUAUGAGAGAAACUGCUCCUCAACUUGCAUAUUCUAUCGAAGUGCUUAUUUGUUCCUUGCUAGGUAUUCGUUCUCAUUUCCGCUUCAAACGUUUAUUGAAUAUCUCUCAAAACUUAAAGCACGGUGCUGCAGCUAUUGUUGAGAAACUCGGCUAUUUUAAAGAUAUGAAUAUAUAUCUUACUGUCGUUCUUUUCUUUUAUGGCAGCGGUUUGUGUAUCCUUUGUGUCGAUGGCUUAACAGAAGCCAAAAUCAUCAAUUCCAGUAAAUUCGGCUCUGAUUUGUUAGCAGCUAAUUUAAAUACGGGAUCAGUCCUUUUAUGGCUCAUUACAAUUUCCAUUUUUCAUCCUCGUCAAUCAAGUGGCGAGCCUGGAGCAACAAUGGACUCCAUGACGAGUCCUGCAGCUACAUCUAACUCUCAUUACAAUAAUAAUGGCAGCCGAUUUGGUCUAAGUGGUAUCAGUACAGGAGAAGGAAAAGAAAGAACAGGAAUAGACGUGGAAAUGAAUCAUACUCCUCACAAUAGGAUUAUGAAUGGUUCGUCAAUUUCUGAAGGUUUUUUCAAUACGUCUGCUACUAGUAGUCAACGACUAAGCCAACGUAUCACAAAUUUCAUAGAAAACAAGAACAAUGGGAAUUUGAGGUUUGGCACACUAACUGCAGCAACCAACAAUAGCAAUAAAAUGACAAUCAAUGAGACCAAGACGAUGUAUGGCCCCUCUCCUACUACUGCCGCCGCUGCCACAGCAACUGCCAAGGAAUUACUUGCUGAUAAUAAUGGUAGCUUUUUCAGACCUAUGUCACCAAUGGAAGUGGAUUAUCCUUCUGCUAUGAUGGCUGAAGAUAAUACAAAUAGCAGCCAAUUAUCAAUACGAAGAAACAAUAGUAAUUUUACACCCACACAUUAUUUCAAUCCUGUAGUAACAUCGUCACCAAAUUCCGAGCCAUCAUCAUCGAAUUAUUAUACAGUUGAUGAUCCUUACUCAAAACGUCCUAUAAAUUUCACCAUGGUGCAUCCUGCUACAUCUAGCGCCAAGAUUUAUAACCAUCAAAGCAAUGGUAGGCCUUCUAAUGAAGGAGGUUCUUAUCGCUCUAUUUCACCUACAACCCAUGUCUCCGAUGGAAAUAGUAACGGUAGAUAUCCACAGCAACAACAAGAUUAUCCAUUACAAACCAUUAGUGGGGCUGUCAGCCACCGUUAUGAUUUCAAACACGAUUUCACUAUGACGGAAGACCAAUCUUUUGAUUACCUAGUGCAUUCACCGAAAAUGAAACAUUAAAUAGCAGCAACUAAGGUCUAGAAAAAUAUUCAUUUACAACUAUAAUCCUAAUAUCAUUCCCUUGCGUUAGCACCUCUUUAAUGAAAGUAUCGGC